CGUCCUUUUUAAAUUUGUGUGAUGAAUAGUCAGAAUAACUGCAUAGGAUAGACUACAUGCUUAAAGUUACAUUACUGAAAUUGCAGGCCACAGAGUAAAAGUGAUACCCAUUUAGUCGAAAACAUGACAAAAAAGAACAUAUUGAUUGACGUUCUCAUGAUAUCAGCGGCUUAUGUUUACGGAUGCAUUAAUACGACAUCAUUCUCUUAUACAAAUCGGCGUUUUGUGUAUCGCCUUCCCUACGAUACUUAUAAACCCGUUGUACUUUCCUUCUGUGAGCUUGGAUGUACUAACGAUGCUAGCUGCUCCUACUUUACCUACACAAAUUCAACACACCAGUGUCAGCUGUACGAUCGCGAUGGGUUGUUCUACAACUGGAAUAUUUCUUGCUCCGGUUGUUUUACAGGGACAAAGAUUAAUUCAUGUGAGACACAAACCGAGGAGGCAGUUGCUCCAUCAACAACUUCUGACCUUCCCGAGUCUACAACAGAAAUAGAGACUAUGUGCUCUUGCGUUUGCAAAGAAACAAAUGACAGUGUGGAUGAUAUUCUCAAAGAGCGACUGAAGGCUUUAUCCGUGAACGUAUCCAAUCUCUCAGCCAGCAAACGAAAGCUGUCCUGUGCCGAGGACAGCAGACCUUCAGCGAGCAACAUCGGUUACUUUGGUAUCAUCUUAUUGGGAUUAGCUGGUGGAGUCUUCAUUAUGUUUGACUCUGUGAGCGUAUUUCGUAUUUUUAUUGAAAAACUAGGAAAAAUGUAAAGUUCACUAAAGGCUAUGUGAAGUAACUUUCAUUCACAUUGCGUUCUCAAUGUAUAUUAUUGUCUUUAAUUUAAAGCUGACAUGAAUUUAUUUAAGCAUUUGGACGCCAUAAUAGUUUCAAUCGCUCCUCAACUAGUAACCACUGGGGUAUAUUUACUGGUCUAGAAAAUUACUGUCGCUUGCUCUCCGAUCGAGGUAAUCAGGUUGCACGGACUUCUGAACGCAUGACCUACAUAUGUAUACAUUGUAUUUUUAAAUGUUUGUAAAAAAAAGAUCUAAAGAACUACGAUCAAUAU
Molecule: messenger RNA, 1055 nt
Organism: Magallana angulata
Lineage: Eukaryota; Metazoa; Mollusca; Bivalvia; Ostreida; Ostreidae
Exons: 4
Coding region: 124-759 (211 amino acids)
Source: RefSeq, a predicted model, not a curated record